Messenger RNA from Hydra vulgaris (swiftwater hydra), 843 nucleotides. RefSeq names its product cysteine dioxygenase type 1. Gene Ontology annotation, biological process: L-cysteine catabolic process. The record is from RefSeq and is a predicted model, not a curated record. NCBI's taxonomy places the organism in Eukaryota, Metazoa, Cnidaria, Hydrozoa, Anthoathecata, Hydridae. Gene Ontology annotation, molecular function: ferrous iron binding; cysteine dioxygenase activity.
AAAUAGGAAAAAAGAAAAAAAUUAAAAAAUGAAUGAACCAGACAACAGUUUUACUCUUACAAAGUUAAUUGAAAAAUUAAAUGAAUUGUUUGACCAUGAAAAGGUCAAUGUUGAUGAAGUUCAGGACGCAAUGGAGACCUAUCAAUCAAAUUUAUCAGAGUGGAAAAAGUAUGCUCAUUUUGAUGACUACAGAUAUACAAGAAAUUUAGUUGAUUCUGGAAAUGGAAAGUUUAAUUUGAUUUUGCUUUGCUGGGGAGAAGGUCAUGGAAGUGGUAUUCAUGACCAUGCAAACUCACACUGCUGGAUGAAAGUAAUGGAUGGAACUCUUACAGAAAAGCUCUAUGACUGGCCAAAUGAAGUAGGUUGUACUGCUAAUAUAGAUCAUGCUCAAAUGAAGCCGCGCAGAGUUAAAGAUUAUACUAAAAAUCAAGUUGCAUACAUUCACGACACCAUUGGAUUACAUCGUAUUGAAAAUAAAAGUCAUACUCAACAAGCUGUUUCACUUCAUUUGUAUUCUCCUCCCUUUAACAUGUGUCAUUCAUUUGAUGAGAGGACUGGCAAAGUGAAUACUUGUGAAGUUGUGUUUUGGAGCCAAGGUGGCAUCAGAACCCCAAAUGGAAAAAUAAAUCAAGUUGCGUGUACAAAGAACACUGCUGAUCAAACUUAACAUGUCAAUCAAAGAAGGGUGUUAAUAAUUAAUUCGUAGGUGUCGUUGGUAUCGAUGCUAUGGUUAUUGAUCUACAUAGAAGUCUAUUAGUUGAGAAAAACAAGUUGAAAUUGUUUUGUGCUCUUAUAUUUAUUUACUGAUUUUUUUAAGUUUAAUACACUUUUUAUAUACUUUUA